Messenger RNA from Symbiodinium pilosum, 2790 nucleotides. The record is from the annotation of a GenBank genome assembly. NCBI's taxonomy places the organism in Eukaryota, Dinophyceae, Suessiales, Symbiodiniaceae.
AUGGAUGCAGAUGAUGUACUGACAGAGCUUCUGCAGCCCAGCGAAGCACAGCAAGAUGAGGAAAUGCAAGAAGCAGACUUUUGGAACGGUGUGGGCGAGGAAGAUUAUGUGGUGGAGGUGGAAGAGCCAAUUGCUGCAACUGCUGGCCCACCUUCUGAGGUGGAGGCCCGGGAGACGAACGUGGCAAUUGCGCCUGUCGAUGAUCCUGAAGAAAUUGACGCAGCAAGUGACACCCUCGAAGUCACGCUUGAGGAUGCAAAGACGCUGGCGGAGAGGUUGCCUGUGCUGGCAAAAGCCUCUGGAGCACGAUUUGAGCUGCUGGCGACCACAUUGGAGAUCAAAGGCCCGCGAGACAUACGGAGAAAGGCCAACCAGCAAGUGCACGCCAUCCUGGGCAAGAGCCUUUCACAAGGCAUCGCGCGCGCGGAGGAUGUCACAACUGUGCUUGUAUUGCCAGAGUGGGCCGAGACAUGGGAAGGAAGGCAGGCAAUGGAGGAAGAGUUGAGCGUCCUCAUCACAACUGAGGAAUUGAAAGGACGAGCCGCUCUGGCUUGUGGUCAGAUGGCUGGUCUCCCUUACUGGCAGAAGUGCUCCACAGGGUGGCUCGAGCGCAUCCAGCCUGUCAUCGUGAAAGCAGUAUCGCCCGGAGGAACGAAAACUAAAAUCAAGUGGUGCUGGGACGGCAGCAUCAAGGAAGUUGACGGCACCCAGUUGCAGGCGGCAAUUCGAGUUUCCAUCCAUGGAAGGCCUCAGAAUCGAGCAAUGGCAGUCAGCAAGAUCCUCUCAGAAGCUGACAAGGAGGCAGCGCAACAGAAAGCGGAUAAGCAGUCGGAGCUUUCCUCGGGAAGGAAAGACAACAUCUCCGCAAGCUGCCCUUGGAUGAGACAAACAAAGACGGUGAUUGUUCGCCUCAGAGAAAUCAAGAGUGCUGAAGCGGAGAAGCGAGAGCUGGAUGAAGUCACCAGCUUCGUGUCCAAUGCGUAUGAGGCAGGAGAUGGCAGUGAAUUUGCCGUUUUUGGGCAUCAGCUCGCGCAGAAGAAAGUCCUUGCCAACACCUUUGCACUCAUCGAGCGACAGGUCCCAGGAUAUGUAUUGCCGAAGGACCCGCAGGAGGAGCUCGACAAGGUAAGCUUUGGCUUAGACAAGCUGCGCUUGCCAUUCGAAUUUCAGGAGAACGCCAGUGCUUUGAAAGCGGAAAUUCUGUCUGGCGCGGCCGAUUGCCAUGCAACUUGCGUUGCUGACCUGUUGCUGGUAGCCGGAGAUCCACACCAAAGGCAACGCGCAAAGGAAUACGCAUAUUUCCUUCGUGGCAAAUGUGAUGGCAGAUUCCCAAGGGUGCCGAGCCUGGAAACUCGCACUGAUGCCCUGACCCUUUGGGUCGAUGAACGGGCCCCAAAGUCAAAGUGGUUCAUGGAACAGCUGAAGGAGCUCAUGAAGGCUGAGAAAGACGGAAGACCAACAGGACUGGAAGUCGAAGCGGUGGAACUCGUGGAAGACGAAGGGAUGGGCUGCCUGGUGAGGAGGCUCUACCGCCUGGUUGGCAAAAGUCAUGCCAAGGGCUCGACUAUGAACACGUGGUCUUUCAUCGUUUAUGCCCGAGAUCUCCACGCAUCUUCACGCGGUAUCUCCUUGGCACCUCGGCAUGGCCAGUCGCUUCUCUUCUUGUUCGGCACCAAGAUGCGGCCAGAAGUGUUGGAGUUCCUGGAGCAUGUUGAGCUAGCCACACAGGAGCAGUCCGUGGGCCCAGAGCAGAGCCAGAUUUUUCUACCCAUUGCGCUGCAGCCGGUUAUGGCGGCCGAGGGUGCGUCGUUGCUUUUGUGCACGCCUGAGUCUUGCAGCGAGCGAUACAAACACUUGCUCAGCCUGGCCUCCGCCACCUGGCAGUCAGGUGUCCUGAAUGCGGCCCACUUCUACCAGAUCGCAGAAGAAGCAUGCUACUUUUCGAAGGGUUGUGAGUACCAGUCCAGAUCUUCCACCGUGACGGCCCAACCAAGUUUGGUGUAUGUCUCGUGCGCUUACAAAGCGGAGGUUGUGGAGGCAGAUUGGCAGUUCGGGUAUGGUGCUUCAGCGGCACCUGUGUAUUUUGCCACUGGAUAUGGACAGAUGGAUGAUCGCUGGGUUUCACAUUUUCUGAACAGAGCCUUGGACUUGAGGCUACCGCGUUUGGUCUUUGCGACUCCGACUGCACAGUGGAUGCUGUCGUGUGAAGACGUCCGACAGACCCGGCAGAGACUGCCCGAGUUGCUAUGUUUGCGCUUCUCAAGCAAACCAGCUAGACCGCUUGACGUACAUGACAAGGCCAAGUUCUUCUUGUUACCUUUGUUUCUGACCCUGGGCCUCGACAUAGUUUCUUUGGACUUGGACGUCUUCUUGUUCAAGGACCCCACACCAAGACUUCUGGAAACCGUCUACAACAAGGCCCACAAUCCUUUGGAUGUAGCGGUUACUGACCAUUUCGACGGCACCUGCCUGAAUGCAGGGGUGCUCUACGUCCGGGCAAGCGACCAAGCGUUGUUGUGGAUGUUGCAAUUUGUGGAGUGGCUCCACAACUACCCAUAUGGUCACUUUCAGAACGGUUUGGAUGCUUUUCUUGGCCACUCCAUACUCGAGCCGCAGCUUCCCGAUAAUUUGACAUCACAGACACAGAUGGCUGCGAACGUAUCUUACGCUGUGCUUGGGACCGACUUGGAGUAUGUCACUCUGGCAGGCUGGGCUGGGUCACUGCUGAAGCAGCGGCAUCAGGCGCUCCUGCUGCAUUUCACCCCUGCCAUCUCGGCGGCCGGGGGCUGA